Molecule: messenger RNA, 366 nt
Organism: Striga hermonthica
Lineage: Eukaryota; Viridiplantae; Streptophyta; Magnoliopsida; Lamiales; Orobanchaceae
Source: the annotation of a GenBank genome assembly
AUGAAGCAAGAAAGGUACGAUAUCCAUUGUGAUAGUCAGAGCACAUUGGAUUUGAGUAAGAAUGCGAUGUAUCACUCUCGCACGAAGCACAUUGAUUUCAGAUAUCAUUGGCUACGUCAAGCAGUGGAAGAACAACAGUUCAAGUUGGAAAAGAUUCACACUGAUGAAAAUCCUGCUGACAUGACGACGAAAGUUGUAACAGGAGGAAAGUUUCAGCUUUGUGCCGAGUUGAUCGGCAUGGAAUGCAUCAGCCGUUCGGGAGCUAUGUUCGUGAAGAGCAGCGGGCAGCCGUACGUGAGAGUGCCAAGAGAGAUGGCCAAAGCUGGGUUUAUCGAGCUUUGUCGAGAGCUUUAUUCGCGAGUGUAG